CUUCUUCUUUUUUUAUAAUAUAAACUGGGUUUAUGGUUACUCCAUUUUCUGAUAAAGACUAUCCCAUUGUCAUUGGAAUUGACUUUGGCACGACCUUUUCAGGUGCAUCUUAUGCUUACAUGAACGAUAACGAAAUUACAGACAUUAGUAAAUGGCCCGGACAACCUGAUUAUAGUUAUCCAAAAUGCCCAACUGUUUGCUUAUAUAAUAGAGAUAAUAAUAAACUAAUUCAAUGGGGUAGAUCAGCUAAAUCUGGGAAAUCUAAAUUCCCUAAUAUUACUAUUUUGCAGCAAUUUAAGCUAUAUCUGGAUGAUAGUCUUGAAGGAAUUGUAAGGCAAUUACCAUUAGAUUUAACAGCCACUGAUAUUAUUGCAGAUUAUUUGCAAAAAUUUUAUGCAUGUGUAAAAACGGAUAUGACUAAAAAAGGAUUUCAUAAGGAUUUUGAAAAGCAAGCUCGAUUUUGCUUAACAGUUCCAGCCAUGUGGUCAGACAAAUCAAAGCAAAUUAUGAGAGAUGCAGCCUUGAAGGCAGGUAUUAUAGAUGCUAGUGAUCACAGAGAUCGACUCAUGUUAAUCUCUGAACCUGAGGCAGCUGCACUUUAUUGUGAGAAGACAUGUGAUAAAUUCAAUAUGCAGCAUGGUGAUGAAUUUAUGAUAUGUGAUGCUGGAGGGGGUACUGUUGACUUGAUUGUAUUUCGAGUUGACAUUGAUACAUCAGGUCGACGUAAAUUUAGAGAAAGUACAAAAGGCAUUGGUAAAUCUUGUGGAUCAACAUUUAUAGAUCGAAAUUUUAGAAAACUUUUAAGAAAAAAAUUAAAAAAAGUGAUUCGAAGGUCGCCUAAUGGAAUAGUCAAAAUUCCUGAGGCCCCUCUCGAUCAUAUGAUGGAUAUUUUUGUCGAUAAUUUAAAGCCAUUAUUUGAUGGAACAGAUGAUCUUUAUUCAGAUAUAUCUAUGGGGUUCGAUCUUGUUACCAAAACUGAACCUUCUAUUGGUUUAGAUGAAGGCAACAUGACAUUUACAAAAGAAGAACUCAAGAACCAUGUAUUUGAUCCUGUUGUUCAAGAAGUAGUUCAUCUCUGCCGUGAACUAAAAAAGGAUACGACCAACUUAAAAGCCAUUUUUAUGGUAGGUGGUUUUGGUUCAUCCGCUUAUUUAUAUAAUCAAAUGGAAAAAGAAUUCUUGUCUGAAAAAAUUCGAAUUGUGCAGCCUGAUAGACCAGAAAUGGCAGUGUCUCGGGGAGCUGUCAUUUUUGGAAUGUGUCCUACAAAAAUUGCUACACGUAUACCUAGAUUUUGGUAUGGGAUUGAAAUUACAAAUAUAUUUGAUCCCAAUAUAGAUCCUCUUGAAUAUAAGGUUGUUCGACCAGAUGGUAGUAUCCGCUGCGAUAAUCGAUUCUCAACUUAUGUUGAGCGAGGAAAGCCUUUAGAUAUUGAUAGUUGCAUUUCACGUAGCUAUACUACUUAUUAUCCAAGUCAUACAGCAUGUACAUUUUUUGCUUCUGAUAGUAAAACUGAACCUAGAUAUACUAUUUCUACAUCCACAACUAAUAUUAGAAAAGUAUUUGAUUUUGAAAUUCCCAUGCCUACAUUACCAAAUAAAAAGAAUGGUGAUCCAGUUCCAUUAACUAUUAAGGUAACUAGAUAUUUAAUCAUUACAUUAAAUUCUUAUUUUUAUAAUUAUGUAGAUGUAUUUUGGUGAAGUAGAACUUCGUGUGGAAGCUGUUAUUGAAGAUCAAACUUAUGCUGUUGUCUGUAAUUUUAAUGUUUAGAAAUAUAACAAUAAAAAAAAAAGAGGAUUGUUUUAAGCUUAUAUAUAAUAUUUAGCAAAUACUAUAUUCUUUCUUAUAUGUAAUUAAUAAUUAUUUACACCUACACUG
Messenger RNA from Cokeromyces recurvatus, 1875 nucleotides. RefSeq lists its product as uncharacterized. Lineage: Eukaryota; Fungi; Mucoromycota; Mucoromycetes; Mucorales; Mucoraceae. The record is from RefSeq and is a predicted model, not a curated record. The coding region runs from base 33 to 1697 and encodes 554 amino acids. Gene Ontology annotation, molecular function: ATP binding; ATP-dependent protein folding chaperone. The transcript has 11 exons.